Molecule: messenger RNA, 1204 nt
Organism: Brassica oleracea var. oleracea
Lineage: Eukaryota; Viridiplantae; Streptophyta; Magnoliopsida; Brassicales; Brassicaceae
Product: PLASMODESMATA CALLOSE-BINDING PROTEIN 4-like
Exons: 3
Coding region: 18-1079 (353 amino acids)
Source: RefSeq, a predicted model, not a curated record
UCUUCUUAGUCACUUGCAUGUUAAGUACAGUCAGCUUCAUCCCUUUUUUCUCCGCCAAUUUUCUCAUGAAGAAUCUCAAAAGCUUUUGUUCUCCUUAUAAACCCAAGAAAGAAGGGAAGAAAAAAAACAAACAACCUCAAGCUCUGAUGGCGGCAAAACAGAGUUACUUCUUCUUGUUUCUUUCUCUUGUCCCACUCUGUUCCUCAACAACUCAUGAUGUCAUAAAUCCACCAACGGUCUUCCCAACAAACCCUACAACUACACCACCGGCUACUACAUUCCCUCCGGUGACCAUAACCCCCACAAAUCCAUCUCCAGCCCUUCCUCUUAACCCUCCAGUCACAGUAGUCCCUCCUACACUCACACCACCAGUGACCACCAACCCAGUGACUCAGUACCCUCCAACACAACCCUCAGGGACGGUUCCUGUGAUUCCACCGCCUGUUGUCUCAACCUCCCCAUCGGUUUCAGGACAAAGCUGGUGCGUGGCAAAGCCUGGAGCCUCCCAAACCUCACUCCAGUUGGCUCUUGACUAUGCAUGUGGAAGCGGUAAAGCGGAUUGCUCUCAGAUACAGCAAGGAGGCAGCUGUUAUUCGCCCAUCAGUCUUCAGAAUCAUGCCUCGUUUGCCUUCAACAGCUAUUACCAGAAGAAUCCUUCUCCUCAAAGCUGUGAUUUUGGUGGUGCAGCUUCAGUUGUUAGCACUAACCCAAGUACUGGUUCUUGCGUUUACCAGACAGGUUCUAGUUCUGGUUCAUCAACAUCAACGUCAACUCCAGUAGGAACAACAACGCCAACUCCAUCAACACAAACAGUGAACCAGCCACCUCUCACACCAACACCUAUAACACCAACAGGAGGCGUGACAAUUGGGGUUGGAACUCCACCAGCGGUUUUUAACCCGGCGAAUCCUUCAUCAAACACUCUACCAAAUCCAUCCUCAGGAGGUUCAGCGGUUUACGGGUUUGAUGGUUCACCUAAUGGUAACAAUCCAACACCAUCAGACUCAACCAACUUGCAGAUUCACUCUGCUCAUAUUAUGGUGGUAUCAUUGAUUCUUCAUGCAGUGCUAUUUCAUUAGAAAUAGAAUAUACAGAAGUUGAAUUAGUUUUAUGACAUAGUUAUGCUCAAUUUCAAGCUCAUUUCGUAUCAGUACGAAGAAGAAGUUAGGAAUGUAAGACAUUUAUAAAUAUGUUUGGUUCAACG